This is a messenger RNA of Phalacrocorax carbo (great cormorant), 1329 nucleotides long. The record is from RefSeq and is a predicted model, not a curated record. Lineage: Eukaryota; Metazoa; Chordata; Aves; Suliformes; Phalacrocoracidae.
GGAACAUCCCGGGCACCGCCCCGGCCCCCAGCCGCCGCCGCCAGCCCCGCGCACCCAGGAGCACGGCGGCCAGCCCCGCCAGCCCUGCGCCCCGGCACCGCCGCAUCCCGCCGCUCCGCCGCCCGCGCCUCGCUGCGCCCCGCCAGCCCCGGCUCUCUGCUCCGGCCGCGCCGCCUCCUCUCCCCCUCCUCUUCUCUCCUCGGCCCCUCCGCCGCCGCCAGCUCCGCCCCGGGGCUGCGCCCUGCGCCGGCGCCGCUCGGGGGCUCGCCCGGCCCCGCAGCGCUCAGUGGCUCUGCACGGGCAGAGGUUUCUCUCCGGGGAAAUGGGCUCUCCCCGUCCUCCUGGGGAGCAAGGGCUCCCCCGCAACAAGAACCCCGCACAGCGCCAGGCACGGCCUGGGAGAGCUGCAGGGCCCUGAGCCAGGAGAUGGACCGGCUUCCCAGAGCUGCCUCCGAGCUCAGGGGCUGGAAACACCAGCCGCUGGUUUCCUGCGCAUGGCAGUGAGGAGGCUGAGGGCCUGCCUUCAGCUGCCUCUCUGCAGGCCCAGCACACUGCCUAGAAGUUGUGUUGAGGCAAAGCGGCUGUGACUUGACUUCUACCAGCACUGCUGCAUUCCUGCCCUAGAAAUUCUGGGGCCUUUCAUCCCAGCACUCACAAGAAGCCUUCAAUGGGGAAUGGGCAUGCUCUAUACCUGGCAAUGAAAAGGCAGCAGUGUUGGAAAUCACAGCACAGCCCAUAUCAUUAGCUGUGACAGUCUGCACUGAGGAUGAGCUUGUCAGGAAAUUGUUACCUCUGCAAAGGGUGCCUGUGUUCCUGCGGCAAUGAAGGGCAGGUAUAAAAGCCAGCGCAAGUCCCCGCUCUCUCAUCCACUUCUCUUGCCUCCUUCUCCUUGGGAACAGGUGCACCUCCAGCCCAGAGACAUGUCCUGCUACAGCCAGUGCCUGCCAUGCCGGCCCUGCGGCCCGACCCCGCUGGCCAACAGCUGCAAUGAGCCCUGUGUCAGGCAGUGCCAGAACUCCACUGUCGUCAUCGAGCCCCCGGCUGUGGUGGUGACCCUGCCCGGCCCCAUCCUCAGCUCCUUCCCACAGAGCACCGUGGUGGGCUCGUCCACCUCCGCUGCUGUUGGCAGCAUCCUGAGCUGUGAUGGAGUGCCCAUCUCCUCCGGGGGCUUGGACCUCUCCUGCAUUACCAGCCGCUACUGUGGCAGAAGGUGCCUCCCCUGCUAAAGAUGAUGGGAAAGCCCCAGGGAGACAGCCUGAGGAACUCAGAAUAUGGUGCUGGGCAGAGAAUUGCUCUCCUGGAUUGUGUUUUCAGCACAUCUCAGCGACC